GAAACCUCGUGCCUAAACCCCUUGUCAAUCGUGGGCUUCAGUUUCUGAGAAUUGCCUCCGGCCGGCAGCUUCUUCUUCAACUCUCCAACUAAGGUGGGGACAACUGAUGGAAAUACCACGUAGCUUGGCCCCUGAUGUCCAAAUUCCAGAGCCUAUAGAAUACAAAGACGAUGCUUCUGAAGUGGAGAACCUAAAAAAUCAAGUUGAUGAAAUCUUUGUGAAGGUUGAUCAGCUUGAGCAAAGAUUGAAUGAAGUUGAGCAGUUCUAUACAAUUGCAAGUAGAAAGCAACGAAGUGCGAGUACCCCAAAAAGUUUGUCAGCUCUGAAGGAUAAAGACAAGGAGAAGCAAGUUGCUAGCUUUAAGAAACGACAGCAAGAUGCAGCACGUAGGGAAGCAGCUGCUGCCAAAAGAAUGCAGGAACUUAUGCGCCAAUUCCACACAAUAUUACGUCAGAUCACCCAGCACAAGUGGGCAGGACCUUUCAUGCAGCCAGUGGAUGUUGAAGGUCUUGGAUUGCAUGACUAUUUUGAUGUAAUUGAGAAGCCCAUGGACUUCAGCACAGUUAAAAGUAAAAUGGAGGCCAAGGAUGGUAAUGGAUAUAAAAAUGUGCGGGAGAUAUGUGCUGAUGUUCGAUUAAUAUUUAAGAAUGCAAUGAAAUAUAAUGAAGAAAGGGUUGAUGAGCAUGUAAUGGCCAAAACUUUGUUGGGAAAAUUUGAGGAGAAAUGGCUGCAAUUGUUGCCUAAAGUUCAUGAAGAGGAGAAGAGGCGGAAAGAGGAGGAAGCAGAGGCUCAAUUGGAUAUACAGCUUGCUCAGGAGGCUGCACAUGCCAAAAUGGCUAAGGAUUUGAGUAUUGAGUUGUAUUUUGAUGUCCAGCUUGACGAUGUGGAUGCGCAUCUUGAAGAACUCAGGGAACUUGUACUUCAGAAUUGCAGAAAGAUGACAACUGAAGAGAAGAGAAGACUGGGGGCUGCACUCACCCAAUUAUCUCCUGAAGAUCUCAACAAAGCCUUGUUGAUAGUUGCUCAAAAUGAUCCGAAUUUUCAAGCAGCAGCUGACGAAGUGUUUCUUGACAUGGAUGCUCAGAGUGAAUCAACAUUGUGGAAGCUGAAGUUAUUUGUGAAAGAUACUUUGCAGGUAGGAAAAAGUCCAGCAUGUGUGGGAGGAACAACCAACAAUAUGAACAAUACUAGCAACUACCAAAACAACAAUAACAAACGUAAGAGAGAGAUUUGUGUUGCCCUGGCUAAAACUUCCCAUAAAAAGACCAAAAAACUCUCUAUUUAGUGCAGGAUAAUGGUACAGAUAGUUAUACCCUAGGACUGGCUCCUUUUUUGCCUUUUUUUUUUCUAGUGUAAGUGGGAAGUCUCUACCCCGAGACCUCUCACUCACAGUCCCUCCCCCAGCUGGCUCUAUUUAGUUGCAAGUCUUUAUGAAUAUGGUUCUACUGUAGAGAGAGAAUUAUUUCCAUUUGAAGUGACUGGUUUGUCUUCUCCAAGUAGACACGAAAUUCAAUUCUACUGUAUAGUUUAGUUCUUUCGCAGAGAUCAUUGAGCAAGAUUCUGCUAGACAACAUGGUUUCACCAAAUGCAUCCAUGUAUUAUAUUUCAUAUGCUGAUAAUGACUAUUGUGCUCUCAAUUAUGUCUU
Molecule: messenger RNA, 1646 nt
Organism: Coffea eugenioides
Lineage: Eukaryota; Viridiplantae; Streptophyta; Magnoliopsida; Gentianales; Rubiaceae
Product: transcription factor GTE6-like
Exons: 9
Coding region: 107-1285 (392 amino acids)
Molecular function (GO): protein binding
Source: RefSeq, a predicted model, not a curated record